Messenger RNA from Amphiprion ocellaris (clown anemonefish), 9874 nucleotides. It is a transcript of the gene zbtb22b, whose product is annotated as zinc finger and BTB domain containing 22b. NCBI's taxonomy places the organism in Eukaryota, Metazoa, Chordata, Actinopteri, Pomacentridae. Gene Ontology annotation, biological process: regulation of transcription by RNA polymerase II. The coding region runs from base 157 to 2517 and encodes 786 amino acids. Gene Ontology annotation, molecular function: RNA polymerase II cis-regulatory region sequence-specific DNA binding; DNA-binding transcription factor activity, RNA polymerase II-specific; protein binding. The transcript is spliced from 5 exons. The record is from RefSeq and is a predicted model, not a curated record.
GCGACGCGUCGCUGUCUGCCGCUGCAGAGAUCAGAUGGGAAGAACAUUUGAACAAAAUGCGGCUCAAACUUCGGGGCCUGGAUAACCCGGCCGGACUGUCUGCCCUCUGCCCGGCCACACACGGUCCUCCCGGGGGCUGCACUCUCUACUGAAACGAUGCAGUCUCUGCCCAUGGAGGUGGGAAGCAGCAGCAGCAGCAGCAGCAGCAGCAGCAGCAGCAGCUCGGCGGGUUCCGUGGUCCAGGUGUGCUUCCCCAGCGCUCAGGCCUCGGUGCUGGACAGCCUGAACCGGCAGAGGGAGGAGGGCAGGCUCUGUGACCUCUCCAUCCAUGUCCAGGGACAAGUGUUCAAGGCCCACCGCUGCGUCCUGGCUGCAUCCUCACCUUACUUCCAUGACCAGGUACUACUAAAGAACAUGUCCACGGUGUCCAUCCCGGCGGUGAUGGACCCGCUGGCCUUUGAGAGCGUGCUGAGCUGCGCCUACACCGGGCAGCUCCGGAUGCUGCGCGACGACAUCGUCAACUACCUCACGGUGGGCAGCGUCCUGCAGAUGUGGCACAUCGUGGACAAAUGCACCGAGCUGCUGAAGGAGGGCCGGGCUGCGGUGGCGGGAGGCAGCGGCGGAGGAGGAGGAGGCGUGCAGGACGGAGAGGGUGGAGGCGGAGGGUCGGCCAACCCCGGGUGCAGCAGCAGCAACGGUGACAGCGGUGCGGGGGGCGAUAAUGGGGCCGCAGGUAACAGUGGUGUCGGUCAAGUCCAGGUUGCAGAGUCCAACGAGCCCCAGCGAGCCUCCCAGCCCCCCAGCCGGCCCUCGGUGAGCGAGAGCCAGAGUCCCAGCAGCACCAACUACUUCAGCCCCAGAGACGGCAGCGGCUUCGGGGGAAGCGGAGCGGCGGCAGCUGGAGCUUCAGUGGACGGAGGCGCGGCGAGCAACACCCCCAGCUACUGCACGCCUUCAGGAGGAGAGGAAGCCUUCCUCAUCGAGGAGGAGGAGGAGGAGGAGGUGGAGGAGGAAGAGGAGGAGGUGUUGUACCACCAGAGGAAGAGAGGGAGAGGAGGCAGCGGGAGGAGGAAGAAGAUGAGCUCGGCGUCGGAGCAGGAAGUCGGGGUCAGCGACAGCUUUGGCGUCUCGUCCUAUCAGGAUGGAGAGGACUCUGCAUUGCCUCUGCAGAAGCGUCCGACCUACAGCCAGCCCAGCAUCAUGCCCCGGAAACAGUGGGUGGUGGUGAAAACCGAACGCACGGAGGACGACGACCUCAUCGUGGUGUCGGGGGAGGAGGGAGGAGAAGACGAGGAGGACGAAGACGAGAGGGAGAUGGAGCUGGCACGAGAGAGGGACCGAAGCGACUUCAACAUCUCCAACGUCAGGAGCCUUUCAGCCGAGCUGGGAGGCCGAGCUGAGAGCGACAUGGACUCACAGGUGGAUUACUGCCAGUCUUCAGAAGACUACCUCAAGUUUGAAGGCAGUUUAAUGGAGCAGACAUUAGCUCAGCACCUUCAUGACAGCGCUGCAGGCCAGAACCAGAACGCUAACCGAGCCGUGUCGGCGCUGCUGGGUCAGGUUCAGUCUGCAGCCACGGCCCGGGCCCAGCUCUUCCCCCUGGACAUGCAGGGGAACCAGAUCCUCCUCUACAGCCAGGCCUCUGGACUCUCCCUGGACGCCGCCGCGCCCCCCCUGGGGAUGGCAGGUGGUAUGAUCGGAGGAGCCUCGUUUAAAGGGCCCGGUCUGGAGCACGGUGCGGUCCACUUGUCAGUACAGGGGGGUCUGGGGGUCGAUGGUACGGACAGCGGGGGGAUGGGAGGUGGAAGUGGGUGCGGUGGCAGCAGCAGCAGCUCCGGGGGUUCAGGGAAAGUGUUCAUGUGCCACUGUGGGAAGACCUUCACCCACAAGAGCAUGAGGGACCGCCACAUUAACAUGCACCUGGACCUGAGGCCCUUCCACUGCCCCGUCUGCGCCAAGAAGUUCAAGAUGAAGCAUCACCUCACGGAGCACAUGAAGACGCACACGGGCCUGAAGCCGUACGACUGCCUCGGCUGCGGGAAGAAGUUCAUGUGGCGCGACAGCUUCAUGCGGCAUCGGUCGCACUGCGAGAGGCGCAGCGGGCUGGGAGAGGGCGGCGAGGGCGGGAGCAGCAGCGACGGAGGCCGAAGAGGAGGAGGAGGAGGAGGAGAGGAUGGACCCGAUUUGAUUUCCUCCCCUCACCUCCUCCUGUCUGCAGGCGAAGGCACACAGAGCGGCAUCCUGGGAGGAGGAACGAGGGGAGGAGCGUCUGUUCCACAUCUGUCUGCUGCUGUUCUGUCACCGCAACACGCCACCGCCUCGGCUGCAGGAAGCAGCAGCAGCAGCAGCAACAGCGUGAGUAACAGCAACAUUUCUGCAGCGGGGGCCCUUCUAGGGGUCCCUCCGAGUCCGGGCCAGGGUCCAGGUUCUGGGAUGUUCGGGGGUCUCGGGUUGGGUCGGAGUGUCUGCGAUGAAGACGUGUGUGAAGUCAGUGCCAAUGAAAGUAGCGUGACUUAAACCAAAAGUGUGCGUUCCAUCCAACGGGUGCCUCUUUCCAAACAGUCGUGCUUCUGGUUCCUGCUGCUGUUUUGAAAAUGUUGUUGGAAGUUCAGUAUUUCACUGAUAACAGCGUUUAAAACAGACGGUGUACUUUGUCCAGAAAACAGGCGAGGCUCCCGUUGGACACACAACCUGAAGGACCUGUAAUGUUUACAGAACAACGACACUUUGAGAUUCCAGUCGACUGUUGUGGCGUGAAGUUUCUGAAACAGACUUGUGGUUUUGCUGAUGCCAUCGUAAGUCGUCCGCAUUUCGCACAAAGACUUUAGGAAACUCACCUCCAAAACGUGGCCUCAUAAACAUGGACAUUUUGUCUCUGAGUAAGCUAUUGUUUUAAAUAUCUGAGACGUUAUUAGAGUUUAUUUUUUUGGUUUUGUGGGAGAGUGUUUGUGGAGAGGAAACAAAAAACGACAGUGCUUCACUAACUGUUAACUUCUGUGGCAACAUUAUAAUAUCAGUAGAGUAGAAAAAUGGCUGUUCUAAAUUGCUGUGACUUCCUGCAGUAUUGUAUUGUGACAUAUUUCUGUAAUCAGAUCAAAAACACAAAUCUGCAAAACAAAUUCGAAAUGAAGGAAACGAUUCCAUUCAUGUGGUGUUAUUUUUCUAAACAGGCACAAGGACUUUACUAGAUUUGGUGAAACUCACUCAGCUGACUUAGUCAAACUCUUCUGAAUUAAGAAAAAGCAGAGAAGUUGCAGAUUUGUGUGUUGUUUUCUUGGAUUUCCUCACAGCAGCAGUGAUGGAUCUUUUCCUGCCUCAGUGUCAGAUGUAACAAACUUAACUGUCAGCACUGCCAAGUUGUUUUCAGUGAUCCUGGUUGUGCUUUUUUUGAAGCUCGUCCUGCGUUACUGUUGAGACACAGAUAUUUAUCCUCACCACUGACCGACCUCAGUCACGUCCACGGGGACGGACGUUUGCCAGACAGGAACUCUUUGGUCUUUUGGCUGCUUAUUUAUUCGUCUCUACCAACCUGUACAGCUAAUUAGCUUGAGCCUUAUUCAGACGUGGUUUUCAAAACUUGAUGUUUGGUUGUUGUAGCAAAAGCUAGAUCUGUUAAUCCUUUUACCUUCAUGGUUCAACUCUGCAUAAUCAGCCGCCACAUUAAAACCAGCUGCCUAAUAAAGAACCUCAGAGAAGUCGCUGGCAGUGGGUGCUUUAGGUCUUGUAGUUUGCAGAGUGAAGCCUCCACAUAUCCCCCAAAUGCUGUGUUAGAUGUGGAUUUGGGGAGUUUGGAGGCUGGAGCUCUUGGUCGUGUUCUUCGAGCAGUUUUUGAGCAGGUUUUUAGUUGUGUUAGACCACAAUGUCCUGCUGAAGGAAGCUGCUGCUGCUAGUAUUGCUGUUAUUAUGAGUCAUUCCACACCAAUUCACCCAGAUUUCAGAAGUUUUCCUAUUUCAUGUCAUGUAUUUUUUGGAAAAAUAAUCAUGCAAAAGCUUCUACUUAAACCAUGGAACCUUGCAAAAUCCUCAAAAUACUUUUGGAGUUCUGACUUUUUGACAAGUGGCUCUCUGUGUUAAAUUUUAUAACUUCAGCAAUUCUUUUAAAGCAUCACCAGCUGCUUAUUUUUCACAGGAUUUGGCUGAAUUUUUUACUGAAUUUACUGCUCCGUGUGUCUGGACGACGUAACAUUUCUGCAACCGUGCAUCGUUGCACUCUUUUAUAUACCUCAUAUUAUGUAUUGUUUUGAUAAUUACAUUAAUGCUCAAGUUGAUGAACUUACAGAAUGUUAUCUCAUCCAGACACAUGGAGCAAGAUGAAUCCUCUGUUACACAAUGACCCAAACCACUACAGGCUGGAACUGGAAUUGUUUAUUUCCUGAACUAAAUAGCUCAACAGGUACCAUACAGAUGUAUAAAACCUUAUAAUCAAUAUGAUCAAAUAUUUACCUGACAAUUAAAGCCACCAAAUGUGAUUUAAAAAAGCCUCUGAAAACUACAAAAAAUGUGUCAUUUUUAAACGAGACAUUUAGAACAAAUACGAUUUGAUGAAAUGUUGGAACUUUGGUUCUAUUUUCUGACCGAACCACACAUGACAGAUGAGGCAUUCAAGGACUGUUGGAAAGUUGAAAAUCCGGCAGUUCUUUAUUUUUUUUAUGGUUUCUAAAUGGAGCCAUUUUGAUAAUUGUCUUUGAAUAUAACACACCUUUCGAACCUGCGGCAGGUUUUGGGGGUUCUGAGUGUUAACUGAGGAUUAACUCAGCUGUCAGUGAUUGGUCGGUUGGAUGUGAUGAUAGCAGAUGAUUGGCUCCCUGUAACUACACACCUGUGGAGGAGCAGCCUUAAUGUUAGUGCUCCUUCCUGAAAAAAUAUACUGUUAAAAUGUCCUAGAAAGUGGAUUUUCUGGCUCUGAAGCUAAUUUUAGGAAGGGUUCGGGUGUGGCAGUCAGUUUUUCAUGCAGCAUCAAAUGAAAUUUUGACAUGACAAAACUAAGAUGUUUCAACCUACAACUAAAAUGUGAUUGGAAUUGAGAGAAUAUUAAUGAAGCUAUGAGUUUUGGGCUAUACAGUGGUUUGGUGGUUAGCACUUUGGCAUUGCGGUUUGCGUCCCAGCCUUCCCAGGAUCUUUCUGCAUGGAGUUUCCAUGUUCUGCCUGUGCAUGUGUGGGUUUUCUCCAGGUUCUCCAUCUUCCUCCCACAGUCCAAAAACAUGCUGAGGUUAAUUGGUGAUUCUAAAUUGUCUGUAGGUGUGAAUGUGAUUGUGAUUGUUUGUCUCUGUAUGUAGCCCUGUGACAGACUGUUACCUGUCCAGGUGUCUCCUGCCUUCACCCUCAGUCAGCUGAGAUAGACUCCAGGCCUCUGCAACCCUAAUGAGCAUUAAACGUUAUAUAGAUGAUGGAUGGAUGAGUUUUUGAAAAUUAAAGAAUUUUCCUUUGGAUGAUAAAUUACAGAUUUUUAUUAUUUUAAUUUCUGUUUAAAAAAUCAUUACAAGUCCAAUUUCCAACUUUUUCUUGAGGUUUCUGGGAUAUUCAGUAAAAAAUUCAGCCAAAUCCUGUGAAAAAUAAACCACUGGUGAGGCUUUAAAGAUGCUUCAAAAGAAUUGCUGAAGUUAUCAAAAUCAACUUAAAUGCACAACUCAAGAAGUAUUUGCAGUAGAGCUGUGGGAUUUUGAAAGAUUGUAUGGUUUAGGUAGAAAGUUUUGACUUCAGCUGGGAGGUGAGUUGACAUGGAAUGAAACUUGUGUGUUAAGGCUGUUCGUAACAUCUACAGGAAUGCAGGACCAGAUGUUCUCCAGCAGAACGUUGACUGUAACGAGAUGUUCAGUCAGUGGUUUUAAUGUUGUGGCCGAUCGCUGUAAACUCGACCCGUAACCGAUAAGCUCAUAACUUUCCCUCUGCAGCUUUACAGCAGGAGGAGGCUGAUUUACAGUUUUGCUGCUAGUUUCACUUUCUUACUUUGAUGUUCACAGAGAUUUUUGCGCUUCGAGGAGUAUUUUAUCAUCACUGUAAAUAUAUAGAAAUAUAUGUCAUUUACUCAUUAGAUCUGCAGCGGAUUUUAAACGCUGCUGGUCUGCUUUUAAUGGGUUGUAGAGGAAAUAUGUGAACAUGUUCUCCACUGGGUUCUCCACUGGGUUCUCCACUGCAUCUGUUCGGUUCAAUGAAAAGCAUCACAGUGGUCUUAUUAGAGCUAUACAGGAUACCUCCUCUGAACGGGUGACAGAGUGGAUUUAGUUUUGGACCCAGAUGAAAAGAAAACCUCAUUUUUUAGUAGCACACGAAGAAGUCACAGGAUUUUUCAGUUUUACAAGAAUACAUUUCUGUUGUUUCCACUGGUGUUUUGUUUUACUUUGAGCCACACAGGUCCCGACCUCCCAGACGUUAGCAAAUGUUGAGAGAGUUUAUAUGUUCUGGCACAUUAUAUGCAGGAUUUACGGUACAUGUAUUAUAUCUGUGAAUGAGAUAUUUUAAUAAUGAAACAUAAUAGAAGCUUCAACAGCAGGUAUUUCAUAUGGAAGAGAUGAUCUGAUCAGAUUCUGAAGCACCUUUCUGCAUAAAUUUGGAUAAUAGUGAAAGAUUUCCCUAAAAAUAUUCACUUAAAGUUGAAAUCGAUGCCACAUAUAUUGGUAUAUUAUGUUUUCUUAUGCGCUAAUUGGCUUAAUUAGGAGGAAACUGAUUGUUCUUAUUAUGUAGGAGACAAUCUGAUUGGAUUUUAAUGUGCCUUGCUGCAGAAAUGUGCAUAUUAAUGAAGUUUAAAUGAUUUCUGGAAACUUAGUUUGGACGUCAUGUUAGAACAUGUAAUCAGACUAAGGUAGUGUUUUUCUCCGUCUGUCUUCAGCAGCAGCAGUUUUGUUUCAUGCUGAAGUGAAGGUGGUGUAAAAGAAGCUCUAGUUUGCAACAUAAAGCAAAGACGUGUUGGUUGAGAAGACUAGAUUAACACAUUAAGUUUAAUUUCACUUUCUGGAACAACUUUUAUUCUAUUGAAAUACAAAAUUAAAACAAAUUGACCCGUUAAGCACUAUAAGUACUGUACUUCCUCAAAAUAAAUGUAAUUAAUUGCACAUGCAUUUAUUCUGUGGAAGUUUUUAUACAAAACAUUUUGUAAUGAAGUCGGUUGAUUGGCUUGUUAAGUCUCAAAUAAAUGUUAGAUAAUGAAGAAAAAUAGGAAGAUAUUAUCGAUCAUAUUUAAGCUGAUGAUACAUUCUUUAAUUAGAUUAUGUGUUAUAGAUAACACAUUUGUCCUGCUGCUGAAUAAUUAUCAGCUUCAUGUUACUGGUCAGAGUUCAGGGCUUGAACUCAUGUUUGUUCACUCACAAUUAAGCAGAAUUAAUUUGGUUUCAUGAUGCUGAACGCAGGUCAUUCUGUUCAUGUUGAACCUCAUAGUUCUUCACAAACACCAUGUUCUGCUCUUUACUGCGCUGUGGUUUAAAUACAGCAUUGGUUCUGUGCUGUUUCUAUGCUGGAAGGCUGUAGUUACGAUAUAAUAUUAGUACUCAUAAUAUUAGUACUGUUAUAAUAUCCAUUCUGUUAUAAUAUCAGUUCUGUGUGAUGCAUUUAGGGACCAUGUUUUACUACUGAGAGGACACACUGACAGGCUGUUCUCUGUUUUUACAGUAAAAUAUUCACUUUUCCUCAACAGCAAGUUGAAUUACUUGAUGUUCAGCACAUUUCUGUAAUAAUUAGAUUUCUAAAGUAUUAUUUCUAUUAGUUUUACAAGAUAGAUCAGAAGAUAUUGUUUUAGAAUUUAAAUUAUAUCCCACUAAUCUAGCAGUUCGACCCUCUGCUACAACAAUCUGACUCCUCCUUUAAAUCUGUGCUGUGCAUCUCAUACUACAAAUCUGGCCUGUUUUAAAGGGUUUUUAAAUGCUACGACUGAGGAAAAUGAUUUUCCACAGCAGGAAAGUUGAGCAGCUUUUGUUGUGUUUCUGAUUCCCCAUCUUUUCUUUCAUAGACUUGUCCUGGUCCUGUUACUGACUGCAGCUACGUCUCGGUGUUCCUUCACCUACGCUGGUUAACUUCAACUGUGCAGGAAACUUAGAACCAGAGUAGCUACAGCACAAAGCAGUUUAUACACGACCUCGUAGACGUUUUCAAGCCUUUAGAGAUGUUUUACAGCUGCAGUUAUGUGAGGAGAAGCAGAGUUAGUGUCUAACCUUCUGUGAAGGCUCAGUGUGGAUGUUUUAUAUGCAGGUCUGGAGCUCCAUGUCUGCUGGUUGUUGUGUGUUGAAAUGGGAUGUCCAGCGUUUGUUCUCUGAGCUGCUGCAGAGGAAACAUGGAGCAGAAUGUGUGAGCGACGUGUAAACACUAAAGAAGUUGAACGUGAUCACAGAUAACUCAAAAACAACUCAUGAACAGACAAAUGUUUUGAUUCAGACAGAAUGUGUGGAUUAAUAUUUAAACCAGAGUCUGACUGACAGAAGAGUUUCUCCUUCUUACAUCCACUAAUAUUAACUUUUACGUGUCAUGUAGACGGAUACAGGAGAGUCGACAUGACAGCAGUUUGUCUCUGAUAAAGAUUGUUAUAGAUUUAGUUUAACCCUUUAAUGCUGAUCGUCCACUUGUAUUCAGACUGCAGCUGAGAUAUCGUAUCCAUUCCCCCAAUACCAGUUUAUACAUAUUCAAUACGUACCUAGGAACCUUUAGCAAGCACCAGUUUCUCAUAGGACCGGCUGGAGUGGGACCUAAUUAUUAUAUAUCUGUUCUAUGUGCUAUAGACAAAUUAACAAUCUCCACUUAAUUCAGCAUCAGCUUGAAAGCAAAAACACAAAUAAUACAUUUUUUUUUAGAUAAUUGUGAAUAAAUUCAGGCAUCAAGAGGUUAAACUUUGGUACAACGAGCACAGAGAAACUUGGAGCAUCAAACACUUGAUUUCCUGGAUUCUGGUGAAUUUUCUGCAUCACAUUAUGGAGGAAACGUCUUUAUUUGUUUAAAGGAACACAACAUGUACGGGUUAAAUCUAAUUAUAAUGGAAUGUGAUGCAGGAAAGCUUCUGCGUUACUAAAUAUUUAUUUUCCUGCAGAUGAACUUUUAAUGUUAACCCUGCUGAUGGAACACAUGGAGACCAGAUUUACUCCUCUGACCUCUCUGAAUGUAGCAACGUUUCAUAGGAGUUGAUCUUUCAAAAUCUGAACUUUGUGCACAUUCAGAGCAGAUCACACAAAUCUGUGUUUGACACGCUGCAGAAUUAAGACUGUCAGGAGUAAUGGUGCAUCUAUGAGCUAAUAUACAGCAGCAUUUUUUAAAAAUUAAAGUCUUUUGGUUUUUGUUUCCAACCUGAAAUCUCUGCUUGUGUAUUAAGAUGUGACUGCAACAGAGAUGUAGAUUAAAAUCCCUGAAAUAAUCACUAAAACCUCAAAAACUUGCUACUGAAAAGUGCAAAUACAGAAACUACAAAAAGAGGCCAUCAUAGUUUGAUCCUAUAUCACCUCCAUAUCCUUUUUCUUAAAGUUCUGCCCUCUUAAAACAAACAAAACUGACUCCAAGCCAAAGAUGGUUCACAUUUUCAGUUAUUUGAGGCCCUCAGGUCUUGGAGUUGUUGAUGCCUUUUAAUAAGAAUCCACAUGAUGAGUGUGUAGUUGUAGUUUUUGCUCUGCAGCUUCACAUCUCAGUGACAGAAGAGCUCCUUUAUGAGACAAAUAAAAAAGGUGGAAGGAUGAAAGUUGCUGCUGAAAACUAGACUCGAGUAUUUUUGUUAUUUUUGUACAUGACACGACUACGUUAAACAGAUUCUUCCAUGUCGUCCGACUGACCAGCUGAUUGUUGAACAGUGAUCACACAAAACCACAUUCGUAAAUCCUGAGUGGUACCAAUAAUGUCAUAAACAUCAGUGUUCACCUGCCAUGUAUCAGAGUAACGGAUUAAUAAAUCAUUUGGUGACAAUAACUGA